AUGGCGGACACCCUCGACUCACGAGGCACACUCACUCUGUACAAGGCGCAGAUACGCCCAUAUAUGGAGUAUGGUGCCUUGUCUUGGAUGUCAAGUGCUGCCGUCCACAUGCAGAGACUGGAUGCUGUGCAGCGACGAGCCCUGAGACUCGUGACCACCGAGGAAGAAGAGCAGCACCCAGCACCACUGACAUCACGAGACGUAUCGGUAUUAGUAGUCUGCCACAAGACUCAAGUGCAGAGAGUCUCCCACCUCAACCCUCUGAGGCUACAGCCACACACAGCACAGAGGUGCACCAAAGAUGCGGCACGCAGUGACGAGGUAGUGCAGGUGCCCCGAUCUCGCUCAAGCCAACACCAGCGUACCUACACAGCCAGGACCUCAAGGCUGUGGAACAUUUUCGUGGCAGCCACUCCCCAAGUGAGGAGCAUAACUACUCAGCAAGUGAAAGUGGCAGUCCACAAGUGGCGAGGCAGGCACCCGUCGCGGCUGGUGUUGCAGUAG
This is a messenger RNA of Portunus trituberculatus (swimming crab), 504 nucleotides long. RefSeq lists its product as uncharacterized. The record is from RefSeq and is a predicted model, not a curated record. The transcript has a single exon. The coding region runs from base 1 to 504 and encodes 167 amino acids. NCBI's taxonomy places the organism in Eukaryota, Metazoa, Arthropoda, Malacostraca, Decapoda, Portunidae.